This is a messenger RNA of Mycena citricolor, 1084 nucleotides long. Lineage: Eukaryota; Fungi; Basidiomycota; Agaricomycetes; Agaricales; Mycenaceae. The record is from the annotation of a GenBank genome assembly.
AUUAUCGAUAAGCCGUCCGAGUCACGUCAUCCCAAAAGGACUGGCGUGCGAAGCAAGCCCUCUUGCUAUAAGCCUCCACCCACCAUGGUUUUCAACGCAUCUCGUUUGCUCGGGAAGACCGUCCUCAUCACCGGUGCCAGCUCCGGAAUUGGCGCCGCUACGGCAGUUCUCUUCGCCAAGGUUCGCACCCGCCUGCCCUCCGUGCCAUCCAAUAACGACGAUACUAGGCUGGGACGAACAUCCUCCUGCUGGCUCGACGAGAGGAGGCGCUCAAGGCCGUGCAACAGGCUUGCGUUGAAGCACACAAGGCUGCGGGGGUCAGGAGGGUGGGACAUUCGCGCCAAUCCAACUGGACGUCUCCGAUCGCAGUGCGAUUGCGAAUUGUGGUCCAAGGUGCCUAGCGGUCUCCGCAACGUUGACAUCCUCGUCAACAACGCUGGAUACGUCGUCGGCCGGGAGCAUGUUGGUGAUAUCGACGAGUCCGUGAUUGAGGGCAUGUUCGCAACCAACGUUUUCGGCCUGGUUGCCAUGACUCAGCUGCUUGUCCGAGACUUCAAGGCCAGAAACUCCGGGCAUGUGAUCAACAUUGGAUCGAUUGCCGGCAUCGAGGCAUACUCGGGCGGCAGCAUCUACACUGCGACCAAGCAUGCUGUGAACGCAUUCUCAGGCUCGCUGUUGCGUGAACUAGUGAACACGCCGAUCCGUGUGACCGAGAUCCAGCCAGGAAUGGUCGAGACAGAAUUCUCGCUAGUGCGUUUCCGAGGGGACGCCGAUGCCGCCAAAGCCGUGUACACUGGACUCCAGCCCUUGACUGCAGAGGACAUCGCAGAGGAAAUCGUCUGGGCAGCGUCGCGGCCGGCUCACGUGAACAUCGCGGAGACGCUGAUCUUCCCGGUCAACCAAGCCAGCGCAAUCAUCUCUCACCGCGCAACAUGAAGGAUGGCCAAAUGGUUUAUAGAUUGUGCUGAGACUGUACAUAGUAGGAAUGGAAGCAGAGCAUCUCAGCUCUUCUUCUUGCUCUUUGACCGGGUGGUCUUUGGAAGAACCGCAGGCUCUUCUGGCACAUCAUUGUCGUAGACAAACU